AUGAUAAGAAUCACCCUGCUCAUUAACUGGUAUAAUGGGUUUCCCAUCCUGGGAAAUAAGGAAUUCAAGUCCUCUGCCUUAAUGGUAUCUGUCACAACAGAGUGUGAGAAAAGGACGGCAAUAAUUGGUUCAAAAAUGGUGCAGGUCAUUGACACUCCAGGCCUGCUUGAUACAUCUGUCUCCCAUGAGAAUAUACGGGAAGAGAUUAGGAAGUGCAUCACCAUGUCCUCACCAGGACCUCAUGUGUUCCUGCUUCUGAUCUCUGUGGGACGCUUCACCCAAGAGGAGAGGGAGACAGUGAAGAUGAUCCAGGAGAUCUUUGGAGAGUACUCAAAAGCAUACACAAUUGUGGGCUACACUAGAGGCGAGCUUCUGAGGGAAGAAAAUAUUGACAUUAAGGAGUACAUACAACAAAGUCAGCCGACCCUGCGGGCUCUAAUUGAGGACUGUGGUGGUCGGUACCACGUCUUCUGCAACAAGGACAAAGACACACAGAAACAUCAGGUCAUGUCUCUUCUGGGUAAGAUUGACAGAAUGAUUCAGCAAAAUGGAGGAAAAUUCUACACCACUGCCAUGUUUGAGGAAACAGAGGCAAAUAUCAGAGCAAGAGAGAUGAGACUGUUACUGCAGAGAAUGGAAAAACUGGAACAAUCAAAUACUGACAAAGAUGUCGCUUUUUUAGUCAGUGAAAUAUCCAAGAUCAAGCAGGCACUGGAGAGGAAGCUUAGGAACUUGCGUGAUAAUGGUCUCUGA
Alosa alosa (allis shad) is the source of this 753-nucleotide messenger RNA. RefSeq names its product GTPase IMAP family member 4-like. Lineage: Eukaryota; Metazoa; Chordata; Actinopteri; Clupeiformes; Clupeidae. The record is from RefSeq and is a predicted model, not a curated record. Gene Ontology annotation, molecular function: GTP binding.